Tarenaya hassleriana is the source of this 1700-nucleotide messenger RNA. Its product is annotated as E3 ubiquitin-protein ligase RGLG2-like. The coding region runs from base 236 to 1528 and encodes 430 amino acids. The record is from RefSeq and is a predicted model, not a curated record. The transcript has 12 exons. Lineage: Eukaryota; Viridiplantae; Streptophyta; Magnoliopsida; Brassicales; Cleomaceae.
GCUAUUGUUUAGCAAAAAGGAAGCUGCUGCGAAGCAACCAACUUCAACACUAAGCAACAACAGUUGCCUCAUCACCACUCAAAAAGCAUCAUCCUUUUCAUCUCCAGUUUUUGUUUUUUUUGUCCGUGUCUACAGGCAAGGGCAUCACUCUCUGGCAUGAAAACGAUUUGAAUCACUGCGGAAUAUGAUGUCUUGAUAUUUCCUAAAAGAGUAAUUCUUUUGAGUGGGCGAGCUGAUGGGUGGGAAGCUUUCAAAACGAAAUUCAUCUCUGAGAAGUUCAUCUAUAGGGUCUGCUUCAUAUCAACAAAGUCAUCACAGCUACUCGCAGCCAGCAUAUGAUCCGAGCCAAUACUAUGGAACACCAUCACAUUAUGAUGCUCCAACUCCAAGCUUCAGUGGCCAAGUUCCAGCUUCUAAAAAGAAGUUGGAGAGGAAGUAUUCAAAGAUAAAUGAUGAUUACAGUAGCCUGGACCAAGUUACAGAGGCAUUGGCACGUGCCGGUUUGGAAUCUUCGAAUCUCAUUGUCGGUAUUGAUUUCACAAAGAGCAACGAGUGGACAGGUGCAAGGUCAUUCAACCGAAGAAGUUUGCAUCACAUUGGGGACAGUCAAAAUCCUUACGAAGAAGCAAUAGCUAUUGUCGGGAAAACGUUGUCGUCCUUUGAUGAAGAUAACUUAAUUCCUUGCUUUGGAUUCGGAGAUGCAUCGACCCACGAUCAAGAAGUUUUUAGCUUUUAUCCCGAUGAAAGAUUUUGCAACGGUUUCGAAGAAGUGCUUAGCCGAUACCGGGAACUUGUUCCACAUCUUAGACUUGCAGGACCCACGUCUUUUGCUCCCGUCAUUGAAAUGGCAAUCACGAUAGUUGAACAAAGCGGUGGUCAGUACCAUGUUUUACUCAUUAUAGCAGAUGGGCAGGUGACCCGAAGUGUUGAUACCGAACACGGACAACUGAGUCCACAAGAGAAAAGCACCGUAGAAGCAAUCGUUAAAGCCAGUGAGUACCCAUUAUCGAUAGUAUUGGUCGGAGUUGGAGAUGGCCCAUGGGACAUGAUGAAACAAUUCGACGACAAUAUCCCUUCUCGGGCAUUUGACAACUUCCAGUUUGUUAAUUUCACAGAGAUUAUGUCGAAGAACGUUGACCGAUCAAGAAAAGAAGCUGCUUUUGCUCUUGCAGCGUUGAUGGAGAUACCGUCUCAGUACAAGGCAACCCUUGAGCUCAACUUAUUGGGAGCUCGUCGAGGAAAGGGUAUAGACCGGAUUCCUCUUCCGCCUCCUGUCUAUGGCACGUCUUCUUUCAACCCUCCUAAACCAACUCAGCCACACAACAACUACACUCCGAGCGCUCCAUCAUCGACUGCCCGUCCUCCCGUGAACUUACGCACAGAUAACAACGACUGCCCCAUUUGCCUGACCGAUCCAAAAGACAUGGCCUUUGGUUGUGGGCAUCAGACUUGCUGUGGCUGUGGGCAAGAUCUUGAGACGUGCCCGAUUUGCCGAAGCUUCAUUGAGACCAGAAUAAAGCUCUACUGAGUUUCUGCAGUUUUGCUACACAGUUUCGUGCUUGUGGGAAAGCUUCGGAAGUCCAUUGUAUGUUUCGCCAAGGUUGUUUGUUUCAUUGUCGUGAGAAGUCAGCUGUUUCAUAGCCCCCAACCUCCAUAAAUUCCCUCUCAAGUUUAUAAUAUUAUGCAAAUACUAUUCGUGA